Cucurbitaria berberidis CBS 394.84 is the source of this 1086-nucleotide messenger RNA. RefSeq lists its product as uncharacterized. The record is from RefSeq and is a predicted model, not a curated record. Lineage: Eukaryota; Fungi; Ascomycota; Dothideomycetes; Pleosporales; Cucurbitariaceae. Bases 1 to 1086 code for a protein of 361 amino acids. The transcript has a single exon.
AUGUCCUCCCCAUUCAUUUCCGAGGACACUUAUGAGCAUGCCAUCGAUGUUGCUCCCGAAGCACAUGGCAAGACACCUUCAUACAGCCAGACCUCACUAAGCCCCCAAAAUGUCGCGCAUUUUGGUAACGUUGGAUUCCUUGCCGACAACUUAUUGUACGUCGAACAAGAAUCCCAGCAACUUGAAACUUUGUCUACCCUCAACAGCUCGUCUCCUCCUCAGAACGAUGUUGGGCUGCAUCAAACAAUGUUUGGAUCAUUUGGCGAGAGCUUCACAACAGUUCAUGAUGGAUCCUACCGACCAUCUGAAGGAUUGAUACAUUCACAGCGUCUCGAUGGGCAAAACACUGCUUUAGUCGUUGUACCUCCAGCCCUAUCGCAAGUGCAGCAGACGAGUCAACCCCGGCAAGCCAAUGGAGUCUACUUUGAUAACUUCAACCACGGCAUAAACGCCCUUCCCCCUUUCUGGCGCUGUCCAGCCAACGACACCAGCAUUCCCACCACCGAUGACCACCGACAAUACUGGGCAGGGAGACUUCUCGCCGGUAUGAACAAUCUCACUGAUGUGUUCGACAAACCGAGUGCUGCGUUCAGAAAGCACUGGUUCGAUCCAUCCUGGUACACCGCUCCCCACAGAGAAUCCGUAUGCUGGGAAAUCCUUGCGAUAGCCGAAGGACUCCAUCGAUCCCGCCCAUUCGCUCUCCAGACCUUCGAUCCGCAAUUCUGGAAGCAAACUUUCAAGACGCGCGAUUGGACUUUCAGUCAGCGCAUGGAGAAGAUUAUCACACUGCUGACGUACUCGAAGGCCCGAUGCGAGAGGCUGCUAGGAGGUAUGAGUAUGCACCAUGUGGUUGGAAAUCCGGUGACGUUGCUGUCCAGCACGAGGGGCAACGCCAAGCAGAAUCGCCGACGCCAGGAUUUCUUGGAGGCUGGUCGUGAAGCGCAGAAGUUAGAUCCCGCACUUGGUGUCGUUGAGGAUCCUGCAACAUCGCCAGACAACUUGUCGCGGAAUGCUAGGCAGAACCUUAAGCGACAGCGUCUGUUGGAGGUUGGCCGUGCGGCGAAGAGGCAGAAGACUGAACUUUGA